This is a messenger RNA of Physella acuta, 5938 nucleotides long. RefSeq names its product nicastrin. Gene Ontology annotation, biological process: protein processing; Notch receptor processing. The record is from RefSeq and is a predicted model, not a curated record. Gene Ontology annotation, cellular component: plasma membrane. Lineage: Eukaryota; Metazoa; Mollusca; Gastropoda; Physidae.
GUCGCUGAAGGAAAUGUCUAGUUUAAAUGACAAGUCAAUUAACUUUAGAUUGUUUACACGAAGAAUGCCAUUAGGCUGGUCGGCCUAGUCCAACCAAGAAGACUGUUGUUAUUUAUUUUUAAAAUACUUACAAGAAAAUGGCCGACUCAAGGAAGAAACAAUACUUUUUCUUCAUUUGUAUUACAUUUCUCAGUUUUCAUUUGACAACAGUGUGGAGCAAGAGGACAAACAAGAAAAUCUACAUCAAUCUCAAGACUCAGAGUGCCUGUUUUAGGAACUUAAAUGCCACUCACCAAGUUGGAUGCACAUCUAAUUGGAGAGGCAAUGUGGGAACAAUCCAUUACAUCCAAUCCAAGGAGGAUUUUGCUUGGAUAUUGUCAAAAGGUCAGCAUGCACCUUAUGUUGCUUUGUUGAACUCUGUGGAUUUUACUGGGGAAAACAUCAAACGCCUCUACACCUCAGGGCGCGUCAAUGGCAUUAUGGUGAUCAACACACGUAACGACAGUCAAGCUAUUUACCCUGCUGAAGGAUUCUCUUCUGUUGACAAAUGUCCUAAUGAUAGAUAUGGUUUGUACAGUGACAAUCCUGACUACCAGGGCUGCAAGAAGGUGGAGUGGAACAAAGCAGGCACAUCCCUUCAUUUCUCAGACAUUGGUCUGCCAGUCUUUGCCCUGUCUGAUCCCAGUGAUGUGGACGCUGUCUUAAAUCAGUGCUUUUACCGCUUUAAUCAGCCAAUCAACGAGACUAUAGGUUAUCCAGUUUGCGCUGCGGAAAUGAAGUCCAGCAUGGAAGCCGCUGUUGACUCUGUGACCUGCUUGCGCCGGUCCGACCGGGUGGUUCUCAGUCUGUCGGAGAUGCAGGUGUUUUGUGACCAGCUGGGGGACAAGAAUGUUGUGGUCAACAUGAAACCUGUGGCCCACCCUGAACCCAGGCAGCCUGAUUCUGUUAUCAUGGUUGCCGCUAAGCUGGACUCUGCGUCCCUCUUCCAAUUUGAGUAUUACGCUGCCGACACUACGGUGGUGGGGAUAGUGGCCAUGCUGUCUACCAUAGAGGCCUUAUGGAAGAUGAAACAUGACAUUGAAAACAAUACAAAUGCUAAAGACAUCAUGUUCACCUUUUUUCAAGGGGAAUCUUUUGACUACAUUGGAUCAAGUCGUGUGGUUUAUGACAUGGAGCAAGGGGUCUUCCCUCAGGCCGAGUCCAAGGACAAGACCUACCUCAGCAACAUCUCCCUAGAGCACAUCAACCAGAUAGUGGAGAUCAACCAAGUUGGUUACCGUGAUGGUGGCAGCCUGUGGGCACACACUGAUGUUCUCUCCAGGUCCAAACUGGAGGAUAAGAUUACAAAAAUGAUAAAACAGCUCCAGAAUUUUGGCCAGGAGUUAAAUGUUGGUGUGAGUGAAGCAGAUAAGGAUCUGCCUCUGCCCCCAGCCUCUGCCCAGAGAUUCCUGAAACGUAAAUCAGACAUCCCAGUGGUCGUCUUGACUGACCACAGUAAAGAGUACAAAAACAAGUUCUAUAACAGUCACCUGGACAGUGGAGAGCUGAUUGAUGCCCUGGAUUACCCCAGUGGCCUUAACGAGACCAUGAAGUACAACUAUGUGACCACUCAGGCUGAACUUAUAACGAACUUGUCCUCAACACUGGCUCGUUAUCUGUACACCACAGCCACCGGCUACAACCUGAGUGAUGAAGUCAGACAGAACUUAACAGCAGAUUCUUCUCUUGUCACUCACCUCCUGUACUGUUUCCUGGUCAGCCCCAACUGUGAGCUGUUUCAUGAGACCAUAGAUACUGUGAACGAAAAAAGCUUAAACGAUGCCAUCCAGCCAUUUCCUUUCUAUGUGAGUGUUAAAACCCACACCAAUGAAGUGACCCGGUUGGUGUACGCCCUAGUGGCCAGAUUUACUGGAGACUUGGUCAUGGCAAAUGAAGAGAAGUGUAAAACUCCAGAUAAAGACAAGCGCUACAACUAUCAAUGGAUGCAGGGGAACCUUGUGAAUGACGGGAACAAAAGAGCUGGAUGGUGUUACAAGUCUUUAGUUCAGUACACAGAGGCCGUGUCUCCUGCCUUUAAAAUAGAUGGUUACGACAUGCUCUCUGGGCAGUACUCAACAUGGACCGAGUCAAGAUGGGGGACCACAGCUAUAGGCGUCAGGCUAUUCCUUGUACCCAGCCAAAACUUCCAGGUAACCUUCCUGCUCGUGGGUCUGCUGGUGUUUGUGGUCUCACUGGCCCUGGUCUACGUGUGUCAGGUGCGCAGCGCUGUCAUCUUCCACGCUGGCAGCUUCAACAGAGCUUCCUCGUACAGCCCCAUGACGUAGGGCCUGGAGCCACACAAGAGAGAGCGCGGCGGACAACGUUUAGGCUAUUAGUUAUGUUUUUUUUUAAUGUGGUAUGGGUAGACAUGUAGAUACAUUAAUUUUAUAAAAAGGGCCAUCAUGAUUGUGUUGGUCAAUGCCUAACAUGAUUGUGUUGACCAGUGGCCAUCAUGAUUGUGUUGACCAGUGGCCUUCAUGAUUGUGUUGACCAGUGGCCAUCAUGAUUGUGUUGACCAGUGGCCAUCAUGAUUGUGUUGACCAGUGUCCAUCAUGAUUGUGUUGACCAGUGGCCUUCAUGAUUGUGUUGACCACUGGCCAUUAUGAUUGUGUUGACCAGUGGCCAUCAUGAUUGUGUUGACCAAUGGCCAUCAUGAUUGUGUUGACCACUGGCCAUCAUGAUUGUGCUGACCAAUGGCCAUCAUGAUUGUGUUGACCAGUGGCCAUCAUGAUUGUGUUGACCAAUGGCUCAUGAUUGUGUUGACCACUGGUCAUCAUGAUUGUGUUGACCAGUGGCCAUCAUGAUUGUGUAGACCAAUUGCCAUAUUUAGAAACAGUGAUUCUGAAACUAUUUAAAAUAGCUGGCAAAUUCUAAACACAUUAAAUUUUAAAGGCAAUAUUAUUAUCUAGAAAUAUAUAGUAACGUAUAUUAAUAAUCUUACAUCAAUUUUAAUAGAAACCUUGUAGCCAAGUUAUAGAAAUUGACUGUUCCUUAAUGCAUUAUUUUGAAAACCACCAAAUGAUCCUAUCAAAUACUGUCAUCUAAUGCAGCAUCAUAAUGGGGACAUCACCUUAAAGCUUCCUCGUCAGGUCACGGUGGAUUGUAUCAUUUUUCAGCCAUAUAUACAUUUUAUUUCCCUUAAUUUGACAAAAACUUUUAGUUUAAUUUUCACAUAAACUUUUGAUACAUUAUUACGUUUUUUGGGUUAUGACAAAAUUUAAUGUUGUAAUCAACUUUUUUUUUUCUCAAGAAAUUUGUGUGAAUACUUGCUUUAUAAAAUUAUCAUCUAACUGUGGUAUACUAAUGACAAAAAAAUAAGCAAUCAGUAUUUAAAUUUCUUUAAAAAUUAUUAAUGUAUGCUGGAUUUAAGUCAAUAAAUAUUUAUUAAAAAUGUGGACCUGCUCAUACUCCAUGUACAUACAAAUUUGAUAAAUGUAUGACUGCAUGUAUGUAAUGUACCUCCAUGAAUUUGUACAUAUUUAUACAUCAAUUUAACAUUGCUAAUUGUUAUCAAUGUGUCCACUAAAUAUUGCUUCUUAUGAACAAGUUAUUUUAAUAACAUUAUUUCUAACUGGAAUAAUAUUUUGUUAGAUCGGAGGGUCUAUGAACACCAUUGAUCUCUUAAGAACAGGAUAUUUAGUGAAUAUAAUGUGAUAACAAUGUUGUUGUGUAGUGUAAGAAUUUUUUUUUACUGUUAUGAGAUUUCACACAGUGUUUUCUCUAGCAUCUUGUCUCAUCUUUUAGUACAAAGUACACACUAUGUACACGCAAAUAAUCCCUUAGUACAAUGUACACUCUCUACUCAUAAUCCCUUCACACAUUCCCUUAGUACAAUGUACACAUCCUUUACACACAAGUACCCCUUUGUACAUGUUGUACACUCUUUACACACAAUCAUCCUUUAGUAUAUUGUACACCUAAUACCAGCUCUACUUCACUGUAUACAUAAUACCACUAAGCACAAUGUACACACUAUACAAAAACAUUUCAUAGCACAAUGUUCACACAGCACAAUGUACACACUAUACAAAAACUCACUACUUGACUGGUGAAAUACACCAGUUACUUAAUUAAAUUCUGGUCAAGGCUUAAAAUGUAAUUAAAUCUGUUUGCAGUGGGGUAGCUCUUAAAGAAAUAAUUACUGUAAGCCUGAAAAUAAAUUUUUGAAACCUUUUAAAAAUAAGUAAUGUAAUUUUGAAAAAAUAGCUCUUAAGUUACUGUAAGCCUGAAAAUAAAUUUUUGAAACCUUUUAAAAAUAAGUACUGUAACUUUGAAAAAAUAGCUUUUUAAGUUACUGUAAAACUGAAAAUAAAUUUUUGAAUACUCAUAUAAAUAAAAUUGCCCCAGACCAAAACAAAACGACUCUUGAAAGACAUCUAAAAAUCUGAUAAGAAAUAAGUUUUGGAAAAAAAUUGUCUGAAACUUCUUUGUACAGGUCUUCAAAGUAAAAAAAAAAUCACACCCUAAUCAUGUGUACAUAUUAUGCUCUGCCCUCUGGCAGUUUGAGUUUUUUCUCUUUUGUUGACUGAUUGUUUACUGGGGUUUUUGUAGAUGCCGAUCUUCAUUUCAUGAGUACAAUCGUAUUUCUCCAAGGUCUAUGCAUACUGUCAUAUCUCUUCAAUGCUAUUGCACAUAAUUGUAUAGCUACCCCUUGGUAUGUUGAUAAUUCAAUUUUUGCAUAUUCCUUUAGUUAAAAACUUUUCAUGAAUAUAAUUAACAUGGUAAAUAUGAAAUGUUUAACCUGAAAUACCAAGAAACAAAGUAUGUACAGCACUAUCAGUUUACUUGCACUGUAGAAUGCUUGGUGGUUCUCUUGCUAUAUUUAAGUGCCAGAUUUUGCAGGAAUUUUUUUUUUCUCUUUGUCUAACAUUCCAUGCUUUGAGUUGAUGGUUCCAGGCUGUAGUUGGUGUAUCUAAUAUAUGGGUAGGCUAGAGAGUACUUGUCUGGGGUCUUGUUGGGCUUAGAACUCAAAACUAUAUGCUAUGAUAAUGUGCGACGUGCUAUAACUAUGUUUAAUGAUUAUAUGCUAUGAUUAUUUACAACAACUAUGUGCAACUAAUAUGUGCUAUUGCUAGUUCCAAUGAAUUUGUACUUUGACACUUGUUGAAAUCUUUGCUUGUUAUCCAUCACCAGCUAAUUUGAGCUUAUUUAUUUUGAGCUCAUUGUACGAAAGAUUUGUGAAUGAACCUGUUUAAUGACAGAACUUUUGUGUGUGGUAUUUUUGGUGAGCUUUAUAUUCUAUGAACAGCUAUAUCGGUAACAUCUGUUAUUGACAGUAGUGAGCUAUAGUUCUAUCAGCUGAUAUUGACAGUAGUGAGCUAUUGUUCUAUCAGCUGAUAUUGACAGUAGUGAGCUAUUGUUCUAUCAGCUGAUAUUGACAGUAGUGAGCUAUUGUUCUGUCAGCUAAUAUUUAUAUGGCUUUUUACUCUCUUUGUUUACACUGUAAAUCUAUGAACUGAACAUUGUUUGAAACUUUUUGUAUGUCUUUGAACUGACCAUUGGACCAUACUCUUUGACUUCUUCAAUGCAGUUUCUAAUUAUGAUUGAUGUGUGUAGAAAAAACUUGCAAUGGAAAGACUAGUACAUUUCUCCCCCAAACCCACUGAUAAUUUACCUAUUUAUUACCAUCUUCCAUUAAUUAAUAUAGUGAUUGUUGUUCCACUGCAUAGUAAUUGUAAAAUGUAACAAGUUAAACAAGACUUCAAUAUGAAUCCUCUUUUUUACAACUAUCAAAAAUGACUACUUCCCAAUAUUAUCUCAGCUAUAUUCCAAUAAACUGAUUGAGAUGUUACUCUAAUGAAAUCUAUCUUUAAUCUGUUUACUUUGAUUUUCUUUUCACUGUUUGUCAUUCAACUACUGAAAAUCGUCCAAUAAAACAAUUUUGAAAGACAUUUUUUAA